GAUGCACAUAUAACACAAUUUUUUUGUAAACAUCAUCCAUUCAUUUCAAUCAUUUCCACUGCUUGUUUGUGAUUGCUUUCAGCUGUGCUCCGUUUCAUUGAAAUUGUUUUUAAAGUUGUUGUUUCAUAAAGACCGAAAAAUGGUGGACUGCAGCACCCUAAUGAGGAAUUAUUCCAGAUACAUGCUGGUUAUUUUUAAUUUCUUUUUCGUGCUCACCGGUGUGAUCAUUAUCUCGAUUGGAGUAAGCGUCAAAGCCUACUACAAUGAAUUUGACCAUUUGCUCGACGACAGGUACUUCUACGCUUCCGAUUUGCUCAUUGUUGUUGGAGUUAUUAUUUUCGUCAUUUCCUUCUUUGGAUGCUGUGGAGCAGCUAAGGAAGAUGCUUGCCUUACGUCUACAUUUUCAGCAUUAUUGAUUAUCAUUUUCAUCUUGGAAGUAUUGGUUGGAAUUGGAGGCAUUCUUCUCAGACACAAAACGGAAGACCUUUUGGAAGCUGAAUUGAAAAAGAGCAUGGCCCUGUAUAAUCACAAUGGCUCCGAAGAAAUUACCAGAACUUGGGAUGCUGUCCAAAGUCAGAUGCAUUGCUGUGGAAUCAAUAACUAUACUGAUUGGUACAACAUCUCACUGAGAGCCUCAGCAGACAUUCAAAAUAAGACUACUCUUCCAUUGAGCUGCUGUGCAAUUCCUUCUGGUACAAUGGGUGACUUCAAUUGCAAUGCUACUCAACCUGCUUUAUAUCAUGUUGGAUGCUUGGAACUCUUUGGAGAUUACAUCAGAGACAGUACUUCUAGCAUUGAAAUUGCAGGACUAACAUUGGCGUUUAUACAGCUUCUUGGAAUCGUCCUCUCAUGCUACCUAGCCAAGCAGAUCAGGAGUGAUUAUGAGACGGUGUAAACAGUCAAUGUAUAAAAUACCUACAUAAUAUUACUACUCCAAAAUAUUUUUUCUUUUACUAGCAUUAACCAAAAUAUUAAUUAUUAUGUUUUAGAAAUAGCAAUAUCAGUUCUAAACUGAAAAUAAGUUAGCCAUGCGUGUUAUGAUUUUGAAGAAAACAAAAAAAAAAUUAAUAAAAACUAUAGGCUGAAAAUUCAAGUGGUGAUUUUUAAAUUGUGGUACAUAUUUCUAUUAUUAGGGUUUGGAACGAUGGACGAGACAUGGUUUAUUUUUUUUAUUUUUAAUAUUAUCGGGGGUGAUAGCAUAAGUGCAACAUGGACAUGAACUGGUUAUAUCCUGGUGCAUGAAUGCCAUUCAGUGGAAUAUUUCCUAAAUCGAAUCCAAAACAUCAAAAUUAGAAUGUCAAUUGUCACUAUAACUACGUUGCAAUUAUCAUCAGCUACAUAGCUAUUAUUGCUGUGAUUUUUUCGAUAAUUGCGUUCCUUUUAAUGGACAUAAGGGAAAUAUUCCUUGUAGUUUCUAGAAAGUUUUCACAUUUGUUAGUGUAGUGAAUAACAUAAUAUUAUACGUAGUUUCUUAAAAGUUUUCCAUUUGAUUUUAUUAAAUUAUUAAAAUGUGAUAAAUUAAAAUAUUGUAUUAUUU
Ceutorhynchus assimilis (cabbage seed weevil) is the source of this 1537-nucleotide messenger RNA. Lineage: Eukaryota; Metazoa; Arthropoda; Insecta; Coleoptera; Curculionidae. The record is from the annotation of a GenBank genome assembly.